AUGUCCCCUUGUCUGAAUGGCUGUAAUCCAAACAAAUUAGCUCAUACAAUCCCUGUUGGAGGCAGGGGUGUGCCCACAAUAUUCAUCCCAGUGCGCCGCUCCAGAGCUCACUGCAAACACAUUACCUUGCCUCGCUGCCCAAAUGCAUACCAAAUAACCCAUAUAAAUCAUACAAUCUGGGCCAAGUCAAUGCGAGCCGGCUAUUUUCCCUGUUUUCUAGUUAUUUCCACUGUGCCAUCAUUCAGCACAGCUCGCAUCACUCAGUCCGCGGCUCUCACAACUAUUGCCGGAGUGGCCCAGUUUAGAGCCCACAGAGGCUUCCUGAAGUAA
Molecule: messenger RNA, 330 nt
Organism: Xyrichtys novacula (pearly razorfish)
Lineage: Eukaryota; Metazoa; Chordata; Actinopteri; Labriformes; Labridae
Source: the annotation of a GenBank genome assembly